Boleophthalmus pectinirostris (great blue-spotted mudskipper) is the source of this 7936-nucleotide messenger RNA. Its product is annotated as protein TASOR-like. Gene Ontology annotation, biological process: protein localization to heterochromatin; negative regulation of gene expression, epigenetic. The record is from RefSeq and is a predicted model, not a curated record. Gene Ontology annotation, cellular component: nucleoplasm; heterochromatin. The transcript has 28 exons. Lineage: Eukaryota; Metazoa; Chordata; Actinopteri; Gobiiformes; Gobiidae. The coding region runs from base 168 to 5396 and encodes 1742 amino acids. Gene Ontology annotation, molecular function: chromatin binding.
GACAUUGUCAUGUGAGUCCAGAGAGUAUGAGGACAUGCUCACGGUUCUGACCUCUGGGUACCUGGACUCUGCCUCCGCUGGUUCCUUUAGCUACAGCAGACCACGCCUAGUCCACAGCGAGGCUCUAGAGAAGGAGUUUGUGGAGAAGCGAAAGGAGAUGAAGGCUGAUGGGAGGACAGAGAAGGAGCUGGAGGAAAGCUACUGCUUCCUGCUGUGACUCCUCUACGCUGCAGACGCUGUGUGAGAAAGGCCUGUUCGUGGGUCAGAGCAGGGUCACAGCCCUCGGAAACCCACAAAAAGGAGUUUACCUGUCCAGGUGUUCAGACCUCCUGCAGCUCAACCCCUUCACUCCAGGAGCCAGCGGAGAAAUCAUCAUCUUCAAAGUCAUCAAGGGGAAGGUUAAGAGUAUCUAUGAAAACAUGAAGAACCUCCUGGACCCCACACCACGUUUCGACUCUCAUCUGUCCAAAAACAUCAGUAAAGUCACGUCUGUCAUGUCGUACAGAGCCUUCGAACUAACGCAGCAUUAUUUCUACGAGUACUCCUUUGAUGAGCUGAGGGAGCGCCCCCGGCAGGUCUGUCCCUACGCUGUGAUCUCUUUUCAGUUUAAAGACAAAAACACCCUCCUCACUAGCAAGCCCAUGGCCCCUCUCAGAUUGAACAGUCAGUCAUCAGGCAAAAGCCAAGAGCACGCUCAGUUCACUGUCUGGAGUGGGGACCUGGUCAAAGACAACAAAGUGCUUUUCCAGAUUUCACUGCAGUCUUCGUCUCCUCCUUUUCUACCCCACAAGCUACCUGAGAGGCUGGAAAUGAAGUGGGCGAUGACAUGGGACCAGGCCACAAGACGUCUCCCUCAAAGUUUAUUUUCCUACAAUCUUUACAACAACAGCAGUCAAGAAGUGGCGAAGGACGGGUUUUACUGCAGUUUUCUGGAGGUGGUGGACAAAAAUCGCUCUUUGACCAGCGUCACCAAACUGCUUCUGGAGCUGGAGACCAAAUCUGUGGUUUUGGUGACACCACUGACAGAGAUGGGCUUCCUGUUCAUACUCUCCAGUGUUCAGAUGGCCUCAACUCACGAACGAGGGGAGAACUGGAAGAGGAGUCUGCAGGCGCUGUUUGUGUUUCCUGAGACCAGAUGCUCGAAAUCCACUUCUCUGCCCGUCUCAUCUGAGACCUCUCCAGACCUGGUCACUGCUGAUUUGGUGAUGCCUGGUUUGACCCACUUUGUGCCUGCUCUCCAUUUUGCUCUGGGAAAAGCUCGAAGUAACCCCCCUCCAGAGCUGUCGACUGGAGUGGAGCUACAUGCCCGGGAAUACCUCAGCGGGAUCAAGGAAGGAGUGUUGCGCCCUUACCCCAUGGGGCAGUACGAUGCAGAUCUGGAGCAGGCCGGGCGCCAGUACCCAGCGCCCAUAAUGCACAGACUGGGGCUGGAGUCAUGUAUGCAGCGGUACCUCUGUGGACCUGCCCAUUACCUGCUGCCUCUGUCCCGAGUUAGAACCAUGGUCCAACAGCUGUGUGCCCACCCCCAGAGACCAGCGCUCCAGCAGGGGGCGCAGCCCUCACAGGGAGACCAGAAGAUUCAGCAGCUCAUAGAUCUGGUUCUGUCGUGUAAGAGGAACGCGGAGAGGGAGGUGCAGAGUGAGAUGAAGAGCGGAACGAGGAAGAGAAAGAUGGUGGAGCAGGAGAUGGCACAGAGGACCAUAAAGCACCUGAAGGCAUCACAAGAGCUACAGCAGCUGAACGCACCACACACACAAGACAGUACAGAAGUUGCCUCCUCCUCUCCUGGCUCUCUAACGUCUCUAAUUGGUUCAAUCGGUCUGAAAAGCACAGAUUUAAAUGACGAAGGAUCAGAACUGACCUCAAAACUCCUCUCUCUCCUCACAAGUCUGAACCAAAAAGCGACCAAUCAAAGCACUUCUGACCCUCGGCAGGCUGGACCAAAGGAAUCCUCUCCAUUUGAUAGGCUGGCUCUCAAACUGGGGCUGCCCACGAACUGUGAUAUUGAUCUGCGGAAACAAGAUGACUUUGAGGGGGGCAGUAUGAGCAGUUACGAGGGGUUCAGUCCGGUCAGCACGUUCAGCGGAGACCCCAGGACCGCCAACAGAGAACGGGACCGGAGUCUAGACCUGGAUCCAAGGAGAGCCAGGACAGCAAUUCCUGCUGUCUGUGAAGAGGAGGAGCCCCCACAGCCAGAGAUACCCUGGAUCCUCAUCCCCAUCACAGGCCUUCCCCCUAAGUACUACACCCGCAAAGACACAGACGCCCCUCAAGACCCACGUGUCCAUCAUGUGGGCUCCACGGCGCCCGCAUCCUUCCCUAUGGAGACAGUCACCAUGGCAACCACCAUCACCUCCUCCUCCUAUAGUCCCACCCCUUCUGUACUCGUCGCCUCUUCCUCUCCAGACCCCAGCCCUCCUGCCUCCCCGUCCCAGUGCCCCUCUCCCGACCCCAGCCCACCUCCAUCAUGCUGCCCCUCCCCUGAACCAAACCCACCAAGCUCCUCCCCCUGUCCAAGUCAAAAAUCCUCCCCAGAGCAUGAAGAGGCGUUCAGUCACCCCCGCAAGAGUGAGGAAAUCCCAGUCUUCAGGGAUACAGCAGCAGAACCAUCACCAGAGACCCCAGUCACCCCUUCCCCAGUCACCUGCACCUCUUCAGCUCCGCUCAGCCCCAGACGUCCCACUCCCCCCAAAACAACAGAUUUAAACGAAGAGGAAAUGCACCACGCUGAAGCUCAGGACCCCAUGUCUCAACCUCUUUCAUUUCAGGAGAUUGACUCCAUCAUAAACCGCCAUCUUGACUCCUUUAAUUCUGACGUACAGUGCAUUUUACAAAACCAACACGUCCCUUACACCUUCCCCCAAUCUCCUCACUCUACAUCCCAACCUGAACACACGGCGAGCACUUCACUGCACACUCCUAUUUCACAAUUUUCACCGUACGUUUCUUUUUACCAUCCUUGCCCUCCCGUCCAGUGGUACGUCAGCUCGCUACACAGACAACUCAGCAGUAUUUUAAAUGAUUGUGAAAACCGCUGGACUCCCAAUAGACCUGAUACCACUGCUUCUUCUGUUACAACUACAGAUGCUGCGUCUACCCCGGACCUAGCUAGCAGGAUUAGCGAGUUUGUGGCUAGCAUAAGAGCUGGUAACGAUGAGGGAGACGUACUUCCUGAAACUAGGGAUUGGCAAACUGUCUCGGAACAGGAAGUCGCUACCUUGUCAAUGGACUGUGAUGAAGACUUAAUCGAAAAAACAAUACAAAAUGAUGUUAGCUGUAGUGAUAUUGAAACUGAGCUUGAUAUUAGCAAUAAUGGAAGGAGACAAGUACAGUUCGGAAGCAACCGUAUUGAAAUUUGCUUCAGAAAUGAACCGGAGGCCCACAGCAGUAACAGCAGAAGUGACAGUGAAGAUGUUGGGGAUUUGACUCCUGCAUCGCCACCAGGGAAUUCAGACCAAAACGCGUUAAAUUCUCUAAUAAAUCAGUUACAACCGGAAGUUUUCACGACUUUGGUGGAAAUCAUCAAAGAUAUAAAGAGGAAUGCACAACAUUACUACAUCCACUGCCCCGAAGGAGAUGACUACACCAUUCAGGAGAUCAGGGCUCAGCUGACACAGCAAUCUUACAUCGAGCAGAGUCCAUUCAUGUUUGUGAACCAAGAAGAAAAGUCCAACAGAAAACUACUGGUGAUCAUCAAGAACCAGGACAUUGCAGCCCACAUCCACCAGAUCCCAGAGCUGCUGUCUCUGAAGAGGCAUCCCUCUGUGCAGUUUUUAGGUGUGGACAAAGCUGAGGACCUGAGGAACCACAGUUGCUGUGAGCUGUUCUCCUCCGGGGGGCAGGUUCUAUCUGACGAGAUGGUGCUCAACCCAGACAUUGUUUCACGUGAGAAACUGUCCGCACUGCUGUCCGUCCUGGAGGAGCACAGUUCCCCAGAAAAUCUGUGGAGGUGGAAAGUUCACUGCAAAACGCUCAAGAAACUCAAGGAACAAUCCAGGUUCCGCCGGGAUGCUGCCAGCCUGUUGGAGGUGCUGAUGUCGUUCCAGAAGCGUCAGAUCGUGGAGAUUUUGCCAUAUCAUAAAUGUGACAUGUCUCAGGGCCCUGAGCUUCUGGACUGUGCUGUGGAGCAGCAGGGGACAUACACCAACUUCAGACACACGUUGCUGCUCACAGAAAACCUUCUGGUGAACAGCUCUGGAGUUGGAGUCCUCGUGUGUGGGAUCGAUGAGUUCCUUCAAGAUUUCAGGAAGCUCAUCGGUUACCAUGACGAUGAUGUCCAGGAGCCAGUCAGAGAUGAGCAGUCUACGGAAGACGUGUCUCAGUCGGGUAUGGUCCCAUCUGAAGACGUGGUCUCAGGCUCUGGUCUGGGCUCCAUCCCUCUGCACUCAGAGCAGGACUUUGAGGUUCUGCACCGCGCUAUCUCACAGCUCCGUGCCGAGAGACAACAGCAGCUCAGAGACAACCAGAGCGAUACCGCCAGCGAAGGACAGGGGACAGUGUCUACUACUGAUGUAUCUACAACUGAUCUGACUGCAAAAUCUGUGACUGACACUGAACAGAGGCCCUGUACACCACCAACAGAUAAAGUUUCUAACAGUGAGGAUGCGCAGCUGACACCAGGACGAAAAGCUGUGGCUGCUACUUUAGACCUGAUCCACUCAACGAUGUACCUGCCCGAGGAAGAUCGAUCUAAAGCCCAGACCAGAGUCCGAGUGCAGACCCAAGUCCAGACCACAGACUCCAUACAAGACAGGCAAAAUCCAGAUACUCAAAUUUGUGCCAUUGAACGGACUACAGUCAUGGCUACAGUUGCCAUAGACCAGAACAGACAUCUGCCGACCCAAGUCACUCCAAGCCAAGAUAAGAGUCCGGAAAUACAAAAACCAGAUCCAGCUGAGACCCAGUUAUCCAUAGACCGCAAGACAAGUCCAGAGACCCACGUCCAAAAAGCCCUGGAGGGAAGAGAAGAGCCCACAAUCAGCAGUGGAACUCAGGGGAGCUCCAUGCCUUCAGAGCCUCAGAGAGGAGUGACUUCUGGGAAAAGUGAACCAGCGGCCACCCCUGUACAUCCACCAGUUCUGAACAAGAGUUUGAGCCAAAGCAAAGUUGAACAAGAGAAAACUACAACUCCCAUCAGCACUCCAGACAAAAGACCAGACUCCAGGCCCUCCACAGCCGGCCCCCCUCCUCCCUCUCCUCUCCCCGCUCACCUCACCUUGUUCUCGGACACUUCGCUCCCGCCCACCCCUCGCCCGCUUCCCCGCCCCACAGCCUUCCCUGGACACUCCCUCAGGCCUCACCACCCCAUGUUCUGGGGCCCCGGGCCGUUCCAGUGGGGGCGCACCAGAGCUCCACCCCACCGACGAGGCUUCAGGGGCGGGUACAACGGGAUGUGAGGAGCCCCUAAAGACUGGAGGAGAGAUGGAGGCAGAGGACAAGCUACAACUUCUGAUCUAUGCACUUUGUAAACUCGUGAAUGUAGGAUUUGAACAGGUUUUUUGUGAGGACUGAACUGGGACUAAACCAGGACUUAAAAAAUAUUUAAAUAAGGACUUAACUAGGCCUAAUAUUGAUCUAAACAGGGACUAAACUGGGACCAAACGAGGACUUAAGCCAGGUUAGAUCUCAAAUAGUUCUAAAACCAAGACUGAACUGGGACCAAACCAGGUCUAAACAAGGACUGAGCUUGGAGUUAACUAACCCUAAAACAGAUCUAAACUAGGACUUGACUGGGACUAAAACAGGUCUGAAAUGGGUUUUAAACAAAACUAAACCAGGUCUAAAAUAGGACUGAGGUUGGACAUAACUAGGCCUAAAACUGGUCUAAUCCAGGACCAAACCAGGAUUUAAGAUGGUCUCAAUGAUGACUGAGCUUGGAUUUAACUAGGCUUAAAACACAUCAAAACUAGGACUAAAGUAGGCCUUAAACAGGUCUGAACUUGGUCUAAAACAAGACUCACCUAUGUCUAAACUAGAACUAAACCAGGUCUAAAUUUGCUGUCUAAAAACUAUCUUACAUAUGCAGAAAGAGAAAUUGAAGUUUCUUGUCUAAAAAUGUCCUUGACUUUUGUAUAUAUUAUCUAAUCUAAGAGUUGAAACUGAUUUUACUUUCUGUCAAAAUUGUAUCCAAAAAAAAAAGUGUGAGACUCUGUGUUUAAUUAUUUAUAGUGUGUAGUGUAUGUGAUAUUUCCUUUUCUUCAAGUUUUAGAUUGUUUUGGAUAGAAAUUAAAUCAAUGUCAGAUGAUCUCGGUCAAGCCUUUGAAAGUUUGAUAUCUAUUUUAUAUCAAGAUAGACAAUGGAAUAAAAAAAAAAGGUUAGAUUGGAAAUACAAGAAACAUUUAAUCAAAUCAAAUUUAAACGUAGAUUAAAUAUUGUUUUGGUCCUGGUUUGGUCCUGAUUCUGUUCAUAUUCGCCCUCCUGGUUUAUUGUUGUUAAUGUAGACUUGGUUUGGUCCUGUUCUAGUCCUGGUCUAGUUCUGGUCUAGUUCUGGUCUAGUUCUGGUCUAGUUCUGGUCUAGUUCUGGUCUAGUUCUGGUCUAGUCCCAGUUUGGUCCCAAUUUCAAGUCUCAGUUCUCUUAUAUUACCAAAACUUUUCCAGGACUCAACCAGUACUGACCAGGACUGAAAAAAAAAAAGUUUCUAAAUAUUCCACACUUUUUGAGCUCAUUUCAUUUCAGCAUCUCAGUCUUCCCUGUAAUUUCACAAACUUGUUUAUAAAUCCUGUCAAAAUACUGUACAUAUUUGACUGAAAAGGCACAAAAAAAUGAGGAUAAGUUCAUUUAAAUGCACUGAAGUAAUAUUUAACCAGCUAUGUUGUAUUACCAUUGGAAAAGACAAAAGAGCGACAGAAGAACAAAGACUAAACCAGCAAAUAAAUUGAACUAAUUCAAAUGAAGAUUAUAUUGCAACAAGUAAAAAAUAUUAAUCUAGACAAUCUUCUAUUCAAAGUUAACAAUGAAUAGUUAUUUUUAUCUGUAGCGUAUAGUAGUUAAAGGUGCAUUUUGUAACUUUUCUGGAGGCUGCGUUUCUACAUGGAGAUGUUAUUGCUUUGUCUAGAAUGUUUCACAGUAUUGCAUUAAAACUUUCUGUCAUCAAGGAGAUCAAACCAAACUAAGUACAGGUCAAAUCUGUGGAGAGGCGACCCCGCUCACAGUCAGAAUACCUGUUUUUCUACGCAUUUUUGAGCUCUAAAACCACCUGUAACAAAUGUAAUAAAUGUAAAGUAAAGUUACAUAGUGCACCUUUAAAGCUGUUAUUCACCUUGUUUUUUUCCAGUUGCCAAGAAUUAUUCAGAGCUGCAAACUACAUCUAGUCUGGAUUGAACCAGUGGAAUUUCAAAUAUGACAAAGUUUCUAAUUACAUAAUCUUAUACAUAAUAAUCUUAUUCAUUUGUAAUUCAUAUUUGAUAAUCUUUAAAUCAGCUUUUUAACUUAAUUUUAAUUUCCCUCUUUAAAAAUGUUUAUGUAAAAAAAAUGUACUUGUAAUGUGCAAUCUGAAACAAAAGAGAGAUUUUUGGUGCUACUAAGACAUUUCACUCAUUGUAAAAAGCUGCACUGCGCAACUUUUCUGGUGGAGAGGCUGCUGCCUAAUUGUCUCCGUGGAGAUUUUAUCGCUUUCCCUGGAAUGUUCCAUGUGGAACAUUUUAGACAAAGCAGUAAUAUUUCCAUGAGACAAACAGGUUGCGGAUGCUCCACUGGAAAUGUCAGAGUGCAGCUUUUAAUGUGUGUUUUUAUUUUUAUUUUAUAUUUGAAAAAAUUUAACAAAUUUUUACAGAUUUGUGUAUAUUUUAGUUAUAUUUUUUCCAAAAUAAACACUAAACGCGACGUUCAUUGUUCAUUGUUCUGUUUUUGUCUGGUGCCCUCUUGUGGAUUCAAAGAGGCUGUAAAUAUGGUUUGGUUUGUAACCGAAAUAAACAUUUUUUUGUGUUCAGUUUUUAA